Messenger RNA from Morchella importuna, 888 nucleotides. RefSeq lists its product as uncharacterized. The record is from RefSeq and is a predicted model, not a curated record. Gene Ontology annotation, biological process: fungal-type cell wall polysaccharide metabolic process. The coding region runs from base 1 to 888 and encodes 295 amino acids. The transcript has 3 exons. Gene Ontology annotation, cellular component: fungal-type cell wall. Lineage: Eukaryota; Fungi; Ascomycota; Pezizomycetes; Pezizales; Morchellaceae.
AUGCUUCCUUCAUCACUGCUAUUAACACUCCUCAUGCUCCUCCCAAGCAUCUCGCACGCCCAAACCACCUCCCCCAAACGAGGACUAACAUACCUGACCCCCGAGCACCCCAACGAUGACAAAGCUCUACUUUCCGCUGAUAGCUCCCUCACUUGGUACUACAGCUACAAAUCGCUCCCCGAUGCUGCCGUCACAGGCCUCGAGUUUGUGCCAAUGCUCUGGGGCGACCAUGACAACACAUUCGUCGCCGAGGUGACCUCGCAGCUGCCAAACGUCAAGUACGUACUUGGCUUCAACGAGCCAGACAUGUCGCUGGACGUUGGUGGAACUGCAAUCUCACCAGAGAGAGCGGCGUUCUUGUGGAAGCGCGAUAUACAGCCACUGAAAGGGCAGGUGAAGCUGGGCGCGCCGGCGGUCAGUAGUGCGGAGUGGGGAAUGCCGUGGUUAAAGAGCUUUUUUGACGCCUGUGACGGGUGCUCGUUUGAUUUUAUACCGAUCCAUUGGUAUGGCAACUUUGAAGGGCUUGCCUCCCAUCUUGGGCACUACCAUGUUACCUUCCCAGACCAAAAGCUGUGGAUCACAGAGUUGGGCUAUGCCCACGUCGACCUGCAAGCAACUGAGGACUUCUUCAACACAACAAUAAACUACCUCGAUAGCCUCGACUAUGUCGAGCGCUAUAGCUGGUUCGGCGCAUUCAGAGCUGACGUCAGCAAUGUUGGCCCCAACGGCGCAAUGCUGAGUGCCGAUGGUGAGCUGACGAAUAUCGGGUUGUGGUAUCUGGGUCUUGAAGGGUCGGGGGCGAGUUCUGGCGCAGCUGCUGUGCUGGUGAAGAAGAUGGUUCUUUUGGGGGCGAUGGGAUUUGCGGUGGGGUGGGGAAUACUUUGUUAG